Molecule: messenger RNA, 435 nt
Organism: Metarhizium robertsii ARSEF 23
Lineage: Eukaryota; Fungi; Ascomycota; Sordariomycetes; Hypocreales; Clavicipitaceae
Product: PvdO
Exons: 3
Coding region: 1-435 (144 amino acids)
Source: RefSeq, a predicted model, not a curated record
AUGGCGCUCAUGGAUAUUUCCGACCUCGAGCCGCUCGCGGACGCACUGCCCAAGCUCUUGAAACAGGGCGGCAUCUUCUUCGCGACCCUGCUGCACCCUGUGUUCUUCACCUCUGGGGCAACGCGCUUCGUCGAAGUCGUCACCAACGAGGCCACGGGCGAAUACUACCACGCCCGCGGGAAAAUCGUCCGCGAGUAUCGCGACAAGGCUCCCUGGCGAGGUGUCGCCGUCAACGGCCAGCCUGCGUUCCAGCUCUACUUUCAUCGCCCGCUCGAUGUUUUGUUGGGGACCUUCUUCAAGACGGGCUUGGUCAUGGAUAGCUUGGAGGAGCUGUACUUUGACGAGGCGGACGCAAUCAAGGAACGGCCCGAGUCGUCGGCGAAUUAUACGCAGAUUCCGGCCAUUAUGGCCCUGCGCUUUCGCAAACUCCAGUGA